This is a messenger RNA of Orussus abietinus, 1932 nucleotides long. Its product is annotated as sodium- and chloride-dependent GABA transporter 1. Gene Ontology annotation, cellular component: membrane. Bases 1 to 1932 code for a protein of 643 amino acids. The transcript is spliced from 10 exons. Gene Ontology annotation, biological process: sodium ion transmembrane transport. NCBI's taxonomy places the organism in Eukaryota, Metazoa, Arthropoda, Insecta, Hymenoptera, Orussidae. The record is from RefSeq and is a predicted model, not a curated record.
AUGGCGGAUAAGAAGUACUUUUGGAAGGAAGAGAGAGCGCCGGAGGAUCCGGACGAGUCCUUCAUAGAAUUUAAGGCGAAGUUGUCGGCCAUCGGGGAGACUUCCGGGUCUGGUCCCAAAACGGCUGUUUCCACUUCCUCGGCGAAACCGGAAGCGGCGAAUCGCGGCGAGGAUGCGGAACGAGGUGGCUGGGACAACAAGUUGGAUUUCCUCUUCUCCUGUAUAAGCGUUUCCGUUGGCCUUGGGAAUGUGUGGCGCUUCCCAUACCUGUGUUACAAAAAUGGAGGCGGGGCGUUUCUGGUCACCUAUGGGAUCGCCAUGGUGUUCUGCGGGAUACCUAUAUUUUUCCAAGAAGUCGCCAUUGGCCAGUACCUCGGUGCAGGCGGGAUGACCCUGGUGGGUCAGCUGUGCCCAUUGCUGCAGGGUGUCGGCUACGCUACGAUGACGAUCGUUUUCUUCCUCGACAUCUACUACUGCGUCAUCAUUUCAUGGACGUUGUUCUACCUCAUCAGCAUCUUCACGACCCUGCCGGGCUUGCCUUGGAGUGGCUGUGGAAACUGGUGGAACACCGAGAAUUGUUUCGAUGCUCAGAGUGCCGAGAAUUCGACCAAAUUGAGUCAUAAGAGUCACCUGGCGAACAGUAGUGCUCACCACACGACCCCUGUCGAGGAGUUCUGGGACCGAAGAGUGCUUGGAAUUAGCAGCGGAAUCGAGGAUCUCGGCGGGAUGCAGUGGGAGCUCUUGGGUUGCCUGAUCCUCGGCUGGCUGCUCGUAUACCUCAUCAUCAGACGUGGCCUCCACCAGAGCGGUAAGAUCAUCUGGUUUUCGGCCUUGUUCCCGUACGUGGUGCUUUUCAUUCUUUUGGGAAGAGCGGCGACCUUGGACGGAGCCAGAGAUGGUCUCUUGUACUACGUAACCCCAAGGUGGGAGGAACUCCUCAACCCAAGACCCUGGAUAGAUGGAGCCACGCAGAUCUUUUUCGCGUACAGCAUCGGUACCGGGGCACUUCCUGCUCUGGGCUCCUACAACAAGUUCCACCAUAACUGUUACAAAGAUGCACUAAUCACUUGCGUAGUCAACACUCUGACCUGCCUUCUGGCCGGCUGUGUGACAUUCUCCAUUUUGGGACACAUCGCUCUUGAACAAGGCACGGAAGUGUCCGAGGUCGUCAAGAGUGGACCUGGACUGGUGUUCCUGACCUACCCUGAAGUGGUGCUCAAGUUGCCAGGUGCCCCCGUCUGGGCGUUCAUUUUCUUCGUCAUGCUUAUUAUCCUGGGCAUUGACAGCGAAUUCUGUAUCGUGGAGUCUUUCAUCACAGGAGUCGUGGACUACUGGCCGGAUGUUCUUCGGCCACAUCGAAACCAAUUUACCAUCGCCAUUUGCGUCUUGAUGUUCCUACUGGGAGUCCCCAUGGUGACACGUGGCGGAGUGUACAUCUUCCAGUUGAUGGAUUUCUACUCCGCCAGUGGCAUGUCCAUUUUGUGGGUCUGCUUCUUUCAAACAAUCGCCAUCUCCUGGAUUUUCGGCGUGAAGAAGUUUUGCGAUUGCGUCCACCAGAUGAUGGGUGUUCGUCUGAACAUGUUCUGGUACAUUUGCUGGCUGGUGUUCGCGCCUGUUAUCAUGGCAUUCAUCUUCGUCUUUCAAUGCGUUCAGUAUAAACCAUUGAAGUAUGGCAACAGUUACGAAUACCCAACAUGGGCAGAGGUGCUUGGAUUCGGCCUCAGCUUUUCGUCCAUGAUCUGGAUACCGGCCUACGCGAUUUAUUACGUGAUCGUUAUGCCGGGCUCUAUCAAGGAGAACAUCCUGAAGGGUCUGCAGCCGAAUAUAAAAUCCAGGGCGAAGCUGCCGAAGGGUGAGAAAUCGGCGGUGAUACCGAUGUCGGAAAGCAGUGCUGGCCUGAUUUCCAAAAAUAAUAGUUUCCUAAAUCAGUAG